AUGGUAUAUUUAAGCCGCCUUGCCACGGUCACACUUUCGCCAAUUGCAAAGAUAAAAAGCCAAUAGCCGCCAUGACGACUGCCUUUGAUGCCGCACACACGGAGGGACCGGGAUUCGUUGGCAUUCGGUUCUGCCAGGAGUGCAACAACAUGCUGUACCCCAAGGAGGACAAGGAGAACAAGAUUCUGCUGUACGCCUGCCGGAAUUGCGAUUACAAGCAGGAGGCGGACUCCAACUGCAUCUACGUGAACAAGAUUAUGCACGAGAUCGACGAGCUGACCCACAUUGUGCCCGACGUGAUCUCCGAUCCCACGCUGCCGCGCACCGAAGACCACGCUUGCCCCAAGUGCUCCCAUCGCGAGGCGGUCUUCUUCCAGGCGCAAACCCGUCGCGCUGAAGAGGAGAUGCGACUGUACUAUGUGUGCACUAACCAGAACUGCACCCACCGAUGGACGGAGUAGAAACUGACGACCCAUCCGCCUCUAAUUGUAGCCCUAAGUAAUCGAAGGCACUUUGCAAUCGUACAAUUGGAAUUCCCCCAUGGCUAUGCCGCAAAAACAUCCCACGUGCAGCUCCAUUCUCGAUUGCCGCCUAAUGAAAUAAAAUUCGCACUGAAAAAAAAAUGCAUGUGCUCCGCAUGACUUUGAAUCAGUUACAAGACCUUCUAUUUGGUUUGUAUAAAUGUUUAAAUAGCUCAGUCUUAAAAAUAAAUAUAUAAGUUCAUUGCGACGAAACUUUUCUAUCAUCCAACUAUAUGUUGUCAAAACUAUAAUUAAACCUAAUGUCAAAGAUCAAAUGUUCAAAUGCAGUUGAGAAAACAACGAAAGUGUUCCGGGUUUAUAAUAAAGUUUAGCCGGUUAAAACAUAAACUGUAAAACCAGA
Molecule: messenger RNA, 882 nt
Organism: Drosophila sechellia
Lineage: Eukaryota; Metazoa; Arthropoda; Insecta; Diptera; Drosophilidae
Gene: Polr2I
Product: RNA polymerase II subunit RpII15
Exons: 2
Coding region: 72-461 (129 amino acids)
Biological process (GO): DNA-templated transcription; maintenance of transcriptional fidelity during transcription elongation by RNA polymerase II; transcription-coupled nucleotide-excision repair
Cellular component (GO): RNA polymerase II, core complex
Molecular function (GO): nucleic acid binding; DNA-directed RNA polymerase activity; zinc ion binding
Source: RefSeq, a predicted model, not a curated record